AUGGCUUCGCGAAAGCGUCGACUCUCCAAAAACGAGGGGGCAAUCGUUUAUCUAUUUAAGGAAGUUGGUACAGCCCGACCCAUAAAAGUGAGGUGGUUGGACACGGGCCAGAAAGCAAAUCGACGCCACGGUGCGUUGAACUUUUGGCCUUCUGUCCGUCGUCGGCACCUAUCCUACUCACCAGCCGCGGUGCUCAUGCAUGGCGUGCACUUGACCAGUUUUGCGCAGCCUGCAUAUAUUUGCUGCGGACGGCGCGCGGGCCGCGAGUAUAGUCGCACCGCAUUUUGUGUGGGGACAACGUUCCCGGAUUGGCUAGUGUUGAACAUUCAUUCGGUGUUUGGUGGUGGAAAAACUAAAGCAUUAGAAGCU
This is a messenger RNA of Iphiclides podalirius (scarce swallowtail), 369 nucleotides long. Lineage: Eukaryota; Metazoa; Arthropoda; Insecta; Lepidoptera; Papilionidae. The record is from the annotation of a GenBank genome assembly.